AUGAAUGUAAUGGUAUUAAAUGCCAAUACAAGGCGGGAUCAAGGAAAAAAAGCUCAAUUUAGCAACAUAUAUGCAGCAAAGACAAUCGCUGAUACAAUUCGAACAUGUUUAGGGCCAAGAGCAAUGUUGAAGAUGGUGCUUGAUCCUAUGGGUGGAAUAGUUUUAACAAAUGACGGAAAUGCUAUCCUACGUGAAUCAAUGAUUGAAAUAAGCCGCACACAAGACGAAGAAGUUGGAGAUGGAACAACAAGCGUCAUCAUUUUAGCUGGAGAAAUAUUAGCGCAAAGUGAGGCAUUUUUGGAACAAGGUCUUCAUGCUACAGUCAUUAUACGUGCGUACCGCAAAGCACUUGAAGAUUGUAUUGAAAUUAUGAAAACAAAAGCGAGUAUCCCAAUAGAUAUUAAUAAUCGUAAUGAAAUGUUACAUGUUGUUAAAAGUUGUAUCGGUACAAAAUAUAUUUCAAGAUGGAGUGAUUUAGCUUGUCAAAUAGCUCUUGAUGCUGUUCAAACAAUUGCAAUUGACGAAAAUGGUAGAAAAGAAAUUGAUAUUAAACGUUAUGCAAGAUUUGAAAAAAUACCAGGAGGAGCCAUUGAAGAUUCAUACUUAUUGAAAGGAUCUUCGAAGCAUAUAAGAUUUUGUUUUUAUCUUGUUCAUACUAGUCGUGUUGAGAAUCCUCGUAUUAUUUUAUUGGAUUGUUCAUUGGAAUAUAAAAAAGGCGAAAGUCAGACAUCACUAGAAUUUAAUGCCGAACCAGACUUCACUCGAAUGUUACAAUUAGAAGAAAAAUAUGUUCAUGUCAUGUGUCAAGAAAUAAUUGCGCAUAAACCACACGUUGUUGUCACAGAAAAAGGCAUUUCAGAUGUUGCUGCUCAUUAUUUGGCAAUGGCUGGUAUAUCAGCCGUUCGACGAACAAAAAAGUCAGAUACUAACCGAAUCGCAAGGGUUUGUGGUGCGCAAAUUGUGAAUGAUACAGCAGAUUUAAGAGAUGAAGUUGUUGGUACAAGUUGUGGACUAUUUGAAAUAAGAAAGAUUGGCGAUGAAUAUUAUACAUUUUUCGAUCAAUGUAAGAAUCCAAAAGCGUGUACGAUUGUUUUACGUGGAUCAAGUAAAGAUGUAUUAAAUGAAAUUGAAAGAAAUUUUCAUGAUGCUAUGAAUGUUGCCAGAAAUGUUAUGUUAGAACCACGUUUAACACCGGGUGGUGGUGCAGUUGAAAUGGCUAUUGCAAGAUCGUUAGAAGAACGUUCCAACAGUGAUAAAUCCGAUUUUUUCAAAGGUGUUGAAAAGUAUCCAUAUAAAUCUAUACAACGUGCAAUGGAAAUCAUACCGAGAACACUCAUUCAAAAUUGUGGUGGUAAUAUUAUUAAACAAUUAACAUCCUUAAAAGCAAAACAUGCACAAUCGGAGGAAAAUUUUUCAUGGGGUGUCGAUGGUGAAACUGGACAAUUGGUCGAUAUGAAAAAAUUAGGAAUAUGGGAACCAAUUGCGGUUAAAAUGCAAACAAUUAAAACAGCUAUCGAGACGGCCAUCUUGUUAUUACGUAUUGAUGAUAUUGUAUCCGGUACGAAAAAAGCGAGUACAUUAACAGAAAGUGAUUCAACAUCUGCUAAAAAGAAGAAAGAUGAAGAAGAAAAACCAACCGAAGAAUCGCAAAAAGAUUAA
Messenger RNA from Didymodactylos carnosus, 1659 nucleotides. The record is from the annotation of a GenBank genome assembly. Lineage: Eukaryota; Metazoa; Rotifera; Eurotatoria; Philodinida; Philodinidae.